AUGACCACAUUAAUAGAAAAUUACUUCGACCCUUCUGAACGUAUCGGUAAAUUCAUCGAUAAUGGCCGUUUAGAGAUAACUAAUAUCCUGGGCAUAGGAGCGUAUGGUGUGGUUUACUCUGCAAGACAUGUCAAUCGACGCGUUUACGCUAUAAAAUGUAUGCCAAAGGUUAAUAUAGAUACUCGGCAACAAAGGUUACAUGCGACUGAGAUUAACCUUCAUGCUCAGGUUUCUGGUCAUCCAAAUAUCAUAAGAUUGGAAAACGUUAUUGAUACUGAUGAUUCUUUGAACGUUGUUCUUGAAUAUUGUCCUGAAGGUGAUCUAUUCUCAAUGAUUACCGAAAAAGGUGGUUACCUUGGAAAUGACAAUCUUAUCAAACAAGUUUUCGUGCAAAUUUUGGAUGCCGUUCAAUUUGCCCAUUAUAAUGGUAUCUAUCAUCGUGAUCUAAAACCUGAAAACAUCCUUGUUUUUGAUUCUGGAAGAACCGUCAAACUUGCCGAUUUUGGUUUGGCUACUACUGAUACCUGGUCAAAAGAUUUCGUACGAGGUUAUGCGACUGCUCCAAAUGAUAUUUGGUCUUUAGGUGUUAUUCUAAUUAAUAUCACUUGUGGUCGUAAUCCAUGGAAACAAGCUUGUCUUCGUGAUGAAACCUUUUCCAUGUAUCUUCAAGACCGUGAUUUUUUAAAGACUAUACUUCCACUUUCGGAUGAAUUAAACGAAAUUUUAAAAGACAUUUUUAAUCCUAAUCCUGAAAAGCGCAUAACGUUAAAAGAGCUCAAAGAACGUGUGUUGGCUUGUGAAAAGUUUACUAUAUCUGAAGAUGAUAUAAAGUCCACUCAAGAAGUUGAGGAGUUUAUUGACAUUUGUGAUAUGCCGAUAUCAACAAUGGAUUUUUCUACUCCUCCGUCUGAAUUUUUAGUAGAUUAUGACCGUUGUUUCUCCUCUUCAACGGGUUCUUCGUCGUCUUUGUCUACAUUGGCAACUAGUCAGCCUGACUUAAUUAAAUGUUUUAAUGAUGAAUUGGGAAUCAGUUUGAAAUGUGGUGACCUUAUAAUGGAAGAUCAUAUCCUUCAGACUGAUUGCAUAUUUUAA
Molecule: messenger RNA, 1092 nt
Organism: Racocetra fulgida
Lineage: Eukaryota; Fungi; Glomeromycota; Glomeromycetes; Diversisporales; Gigasporaceae
Source: the annotation of a GenBank genome assembly